Angiostrongylus costaricensis is the source of this 672-nucleotide messenger RNA. The record is from the annotation of a GenBank genome assembly. NCBI's taxonomy places the organism in Eukaryota, Metazoa, Nematoda, Chromadorea, Rhabditida, Metastrongylidae.
AUGGAGGGUGAGCAAUUCGGCGACAAGUUCGACUCUACGUACAAUCCACCAUUUUGGUACGGUCUCGUGAAUACCGUGUUAGCUACGUCAUUUCUGACGCUGGACAUACUUACUGUCGUAGCAAUCCGACUUCAUGAGAACUUCCCAAAGUGGAUGUCGUACCAGAUCAUUUUCUUCAUAUCACUUUGCGAUAUCGCACAGCUCACAGGACACGUAUGCAGUGGAGUGUCACUGAUGUUGGAGUGGGAAAUGCCAUAUCUAUUGAACAUAUUUAUUGGCUCCAUAAUGAGUGGUGCCUGGAUUUCGUCAAGCAUUUACGGUAUACUGCUUGCCGUACAUCGACUAUUCAGUGUAGUGUAUCCUCUCUACGAACUGAGAUACUUCACUGGAAGAAGCAAAACGACAAUUUUUUCUUUCGCUCAUUCAACGAUUCCGUUCUUCAUUAUUUUAAAGUGGAUUGGUCCCCUUCGGUAUAAAUUUCAUCUGGAAUUAUUUUCGUGGCACUAUGACAAAUCAUUUGUUCUGGGCGAGAUAUCCUCUGUCAUUGAUGACUACUCAGUUGUUCCGUUUAUUUUGUGCUCGUUUGUGUGUUAUUCGAUGAUUUUCUACACUAUUGAGACCAAGGGCGAUACGCGAGAAUGUCCUGCAAUUACUGCAGUGUCGACGCCGUAA